Molecule: messenger RNA, 818 nt
Organism: Thamnophis elegans (Western terrestrial garter snake)
Lineage: Eukaryota; Metazoa; Chordata; Lepidosauria; Squamata; Natricidae
Gene: SRGN
Product: serglycin
Exons: 3
Coding region: 52-462 (136 amino acids)
Source: RefSeq, a predicted model, not a curated record
CAUCAGCAGUGACGGUUGGCGGAGUGUGGAGGUGCCCAAGCCAAAUUGAAGAUGCCUGUCAAACCUAUGGGGAGGAUCUUUGUAGCUCUUGGUGUAAUCCUCCUUCUGGGAUGCCCAGGACAAGGAGCGCCUCAAAAAGGCCGGUACAUGUGGGUCCGAUGUAAACCUGAUGCCAAUUCUGCCAACUGCAUUGAAGAAAAGGGACCAAGUUUUGUCAUGACAGACGAGAGUGCAAAGAUCCCCUUUGAGGCAAAUCCAACACGAGAGAUACUUCAAGACCAACUCAUUAGUUUGCCAUUUUCUGGAGAUGAAGAAGGAUCUGGCAACGAAGAGGAUCCUGAGACAGGAUCGGGCUUUGAGAACGAUCUGGAAGAGCCCGAAGUGUCUGAGAACCAACCAAAUAUGGAUCUGAAGCUGAAGCUAUCAAAUGAAGGCUUAUUUCCCCAUGAAACCAUACUGUGAUUUCUGUUAUAGCUCAAUGUGAUCUUUCUUUUUACAUAUUCUAGGUUUUGAUGAAAUGUAUACCAUAGACCAGGCAUAUAUGUUAUAAAAAUAUUACAGCUAAGUAUGUAUAUCUUAAAAUGUCUAAUGCUUUUCUUUGAUAAAAUCUAUUAUUUGUAAGCUGAAAAAUAGAAGCAAACAAAACGGUUAAAUAAAAUUCAAAAUAAUCAUGCAAGAAUCAAUCAUACUAAGAGAUGGCAUGCUAGACAAACUUUUUUCAUGUCAACAUCUCAUUUCUUUGGUUUUAUAGGUAGUCCUCAACUUACAACCAUUCGAUUAGUGAUUGUUCAAAGUUACAAUGACCCUUAUGAAUUAUG